Melozone crissalis (California towhee) is the source of this 10684-nucleotide messenger RNA. It is a transcript of the gene SLITRK3, whose product is annotated as SLIT and NTRK like family member 3. Gene Ontology annotation, cellular component: GABA-ergic synapse; postsynaptic density membrane. NCBI's taxonomy places the organism in Eukaryota, Metazoa, Chordata, Aves, Passeriformes, Passerellidae. The transcript has 3 exons. Gene Ontology annotation, molecular function: protein binding. Gene Ontology annotation, biological process: axonogenesis; positive regulation of synapse assembly; regulation of presynapse assembly. The coding region runs from base 1558 to 4392 and encodes 944 amino acids. The record is from RefSeq and is a predicted model, not a curated record.
UGCUAAAAUCUCUCCUGCAAACCGCCCUUGCAGAAGAGAAAGAACUUAAGUGGCUAAUAUUUUGCAAAGGAGACGGAGAGAUUGAUACUGCAAUAUAGCUCUCGUCUCUCUCCCUUCUCCCCAAUUAGAUGCUGGUUUUAAUUGCAGAGGGUAUUUCUCUUUUCGUGCUUUCAACCAUCUCCUCUUUCCCACAGGGGAGGGUUUCAUUUGCAAGUUGAUCCUAAGGAUUUCUGUUCCUCUGGCAUUUCCCUCCCCUAAAUGCAUCUUUCUGCUCUUAAGUUUACGGAUGGGGGGCAAUUUUUUCUAGUUCUUACACGAGGAAGGCAAAAAGGACCUUUUUAUUGGGAGAUUGAGACUAAAAGCAAUGAUCGCUCCGAAUCAUUCUAAUGGGCAUUUCAGGGACUCAAGGAAGGCUGCAUCACCACUGGUAUUAUCCCCAUCCUUAGCGUUUCCCUGUGCCCAUACAUUUAAAAUAUCUGGUGAAAGGAAGGGUGAGACCAUAUGUUGAAGGAGCUGCAUCUCAUUAGGGCGGUAUUAUUUUCAUCUGAUUGGAGAAGAAUGGUGUCUUCAUUCGGAAUCGUGUAUAGUAGGAUAGAGAAUUUAUCGGCUGGUAAGUGUCAAGGUAUUUUUUUUUUUCUUCCACUUUCAGCUUUUUUAACCGGGUCUCCUGCUUGGUCCUGGGGGCACAAAAUGCCCUAAUCCAAGGCAGGCUGAGCGUUUCAAUCCUAGGUGCCUCUUCAGCUGUCACUUCCCUUUAGAUCUGCUGAUCGCAUGGGCAUGUGCUUUAGAAAGAUUAAUCAUCUCUAAAUGCUUUAAUCAGCUAAAAUGACUAAUAUGUGGUGUGUAUUUAUCUGAUAAUAUACCGGUUGCAUUAAUUCACCGGGGCGCGUUUGCGAGGGGAAGGUUUCCCUCCCCAUCAGGGUCGUUAACCAUUUACUCCGGUGGAGAUGCUGUGGGGGUUUCUGAGGGGAGCCGUUCUGCCAGGGACAGCUCGCACAUCCCCUGGAACUCGCGCGUGGAACGCAUCGAGCCGGGAGGCAGGGAGGGAAGGAGAUCUGAGGGUGGAGGUCCAAUAACUUUGGGAGUUUGCAUGGAUGAAGGAUGUGGUGCGACACUGGAGAGAUGUGCCCACACUUGGCGUGUUUCCCCCCCUGGGCUGUGAUGGCUCCCGGGCUAAAAUUCCACCCGGGGAUGAGAUGCGGGCAGUCCCCAAGCCUGGCAAACGUGGAGAGACGCAACACGUUCGGUGUGCUCGUGGUGCCGUGCGGGGCUGCAUGUGCUGUCCUCUUUAUAGGUGGCAUUUACCACGGGGAGGGGAGCCAGGCAGGCUGCUAUCGCGUGAUGGAGCCCUCUAACAUCUCCCAAGUAUAAAUCAGGGCAAGGCUCGCCCAGCCGACACCCCUGGAGUUGGUUUGGAACGUCUGCCCAACAAUUGCUGAACUUUCCAGGAGCCCGACAUGAGUCCAGCAGGUAGGGGCUUAGGGAAAGGAGAAGGGCAGGGCAGAAAUACUGAAAUCUGUGUUUCUCUUCCCGUUGCAGUUUUGUAAACACCAACAAAUGAUGAAACCUUCCACGGCAGAGAGGCUUCAUAAAGGAAGGAUGUUGUGGAUAAUUCUUCUAAGCACAAUUGCUCUAGCAUGGACUACACCUAUUCCCUUGAUAGAGGACUCGGAGGAACUGGAUGAGCCCUGCUUUGAUCCAUGUUACUGUGAAGUGAAGGAGAGCCUUUUCCAUAUACAUUGUGACAACAAGGGAUUUAUAAAUAUUAGUCAGAUAACAGAGUCGUGGUCGAGACCUUUUAAACUUUAUCUGCAGAGGAAUUCCAUGAGGAAAUUGUACACCAACAGUUUUCUUCACUUGAACAAUGCUGUAUCUAUUAACCUUGGGAACAAUGCGCUGCAGGACAUUCAGACGGGGGCUUUUAACGGGCUCCGAGUUCUGAAGAGGUUGUAUUUGCAUGAAAACAAAUUGGACAUUUUCAGGAACGACACUUUCCUGGGUUUGGAAAGUCUGGAAUAUCUGCAGGCAGAUUACAAUGUCAUUAAACGGAUUGAAAGCGGGGCAUUUCGAAACCUAAGUAAAUUGAGGGUCCUUAUCCUAAAUGACAAUCUUAUCCCCAUGCUUCCCACCAAUUUAUUUAAGUCUGUGUCCUUAACCCACUUGGACUUGCGGGGGAACCGCCUCAAAGUCCUUUCGUACCGCGGGAUGUUGGACCACAUUGGCAGGAGCCUGAUGGAGAUCCAGCUGGAGGAGAACCCGUGGAACUGUACGUGCGAGAUCGUGCAGCUCAAGAGCUGGCUGGAGCGCAUCCCCUACACCGCUCUGGUGGGGGACAUCACCUGCGAGACGCCCUUCCACUUCCACGGGAAGGACCUGCGGGAGAUCAAGAGGAGCAAGCUCUGCCCCAUGCUGUCCGACUCGGAGGUGGAAGCCAGCCUGGGCAUCCCUCAGCUGUCCUCCAGCAAGGAGAACGCGUGGCCUACCAAGCCUUCCUCCAUGCUGUCCUCCUUCCAUUUCACCGCUUCCUCUGUUGAGUACAAAACGUCCAACAAGCAGCCCAAGCCCACCAAGCAGCCCCGGGCGCCCCGGCCUCCCCCGACCCCUCGUGGCCUGUACCCCGGGCCCAACCAGCCUCCCGUGGCUGCCUACCAGACCCGGCCCCCCAUCCCCAUCAUCUGCCCCACCGGGUGCUCUUGCAGUUUGCACAUCAACGACCUGGGCCUGACGGUCAACUGCAAGGAGCGCGGAUUCCACAACAUCUCCGAGCUCCUGCCCAGGCCCUUGAACGCCAAGAAGCUGUACCUGAGCGGGAAUUUGAUCCAGAAAAUCUACCGCUCCGAUUUCUGGAAUUUUUCCUCCUUGGAUCUCUUACACCUGGGGAACAACCGGAUCUCCUACGUGCAGGACGGGGCGUUCAUCAACCUGCCGAACCUCAAGAGCCUGUACCUGAACGGGAACGACAUCGAGCGGCUCACCCCGGGCAUGUUCCGGGGCCUGCAGAGUUUGCAUUACCUGUACUUCGAGUACAACCUGAUCAGGGAAAUCCAGCCGGCGGCCUUCAGCCUCAUGCCCAACCUGAAGCUCCUCUUCCUCAACGACAACCUGCUCCGCACGCUGCCCACCGACGCCUUCGCCGGCACCUCCCUGGCGCGCCUCAACCUGCGCAACAACCACUUCUUGGCGCUGCCGGUGGCCGGGGUGCUGGAGCACCUGCACGCCAUCGUGCAGAUCGACCUGAAGCUCAACCCCUGGGACUGCACCUGCGACCUGGUGCCGCUCAAGCAGUGGCUGGAGGCGCUCAGCUCCGUCAGCGUGGUGGGCGAGGUGCUGUGCGCCAGCCCCGAGCCGCUGGCCCGCCGCGACCUGCGCUCGCUGGAGCUGGCCGCGCUGUGUCCCGCCGCCCUGCGCCCCGCCGCCGCCGCCUCGCCGCCCGCCGCCGCCCCGCCGCCGCCCGCCGCCACCGGCGCGGCCGCCUACGAGCUGCCCCCGGCCGCCGCGGCCGCGGCCGUGCCGCUCUCCGUGCUCAUCCUCAGCCUCCUCGUCCUCUUCUUCUCCGCCGUGCUGGUGGCCGCCGGGCUCUUUGCCUUCGUGCUGCGCCGCCGCCGGCGGAAGCUGCCGUUCCGCGGCCCGCGGGCGGAGGCGGCGGACCUGGGCGCGGUGCCGCUGCGCUGCCCGCGCCUCUUCCCCGAGGGCGGCGGCGGCGGCGGCGGGGGCGGCGGCGGCGGGGGGGGCCCCGGGGAGCGCUCCCCGGAGAAGGCGCCCCCGGCGGGCCACGUCUACGACUACAUCCCGCACCCGGUGACCCAGAUGUGCAACAACCCCAUCUACAAGCCGCGCGAGGAGGAAGAGGCGGCGGGCGGCGGCGGCGGCGAGGCGGCCGAGCUGCUGCGGGGCGGCGGCGAGCGCGGCUUCGCCCACCCCGCCGCCCCCGCCGCCGCGCCCGAGCCGGGCAGCAGCUACCGCACCUUGCUGGAGAAGGAGCAGGAGUGGAGCCUGGCCGUGUCCAGCUCGCAGCUCAACACCAUCGUGGCCGUGCACCCCCAGCACCCCGCGGGCGGAGGGCUGGCGGCGGGCGCGCUCGGGGCGGCGGCGGCGGCGGCGGCGGCGGGAGCCCCGCGGGACCGCGACCGCCCGCCGCCCUGCGCCGUGGGCUUCGUGGACUGCCUCUACGGCACCGUGCCCAAGCUGAAGGAACUGCACGUCCACCCCCCCGGCAUGCAAUACCCGGACCUGCAGCAGGACGCCCGGCUGAAGGAGACCCUGCUCUUCGCGGCCGGCAAGGGCUUCCCGGACCACCAAACACCCACAAGCGAAUACCUCGAGUUAAGGGCCAAACUCCAAACCAAGCCGGAUUACCUCGAAGUCCUGGAGAAGACCACGUACCGGUUCUGACCGCCGCCCCGCCGCCCGCCCGGCCCCGCCGCCCGCGAGCAGAGGAUCCAGCUGUGCGCUCUGCCCCGCCAGAUGUGCGCGCUGCGGGGCAGGGCCCUUCUCAGAUCAGUAAUCGACGAAGUGCCUUCGCAGACUUUUGCCAGCAGAUGUUAAUCAAUCAUUAUUUUUUUAUACUGAAACUGAGACUUUGACUGUGCCAUGUCUAAAGGUGGAAAAGAACAGCAAGGCCAGGUAAGCCCCAGUCCCAGCCAACAGCUGCACACAGGGAAAUGGAAAGGAUGAUCCUGGUGCUCAAUUAUUGGUGCUUUUUGUCUUUUCUGGAUGUUGUCAUUGAUGUCACCAUCGCAUUGUAACUUAGGUUAAAAAAUUUGUUUGGAAAUGGUUUCAUGGAUCUCUUGAGUGUAUCAACAGUGACAGAAAGAUGUCAAAUGUUAUGGUAUGAGUGAUAAUGUGAAUUUUGGAAAGCCUGUUGCCUAUUGCUGUGAUUAGAGUGUUAUUGGAGAGUGAAAAUCUCGUUUCUUAGGAGCUUCAGUGAACAUGGGUUAAGCUGUGGCAGCUCCAGAUUUUGUCAGAGGCCUUUCCAGACAAAACCACCUUUGAGUGUGGCAGCACAGCUGGUUUUAAGUUAGAGAUAUGUGGGUUUGUCCAAGUUGUUCUCUGAGAACCAUGAAAGGGGGGAAAGGUCUCUCCAAAAUGUGAGGCUGUUCUCCUGAAGCACUUGGGUGUGCCAGCAGCACUUGAUGAUUUCUGUGCUGCCUCCACUCACUUCAAGUACCCAUUUCACGUGAAGAUGCCAUGGCUGGGGUUGAGGUUUAACAGAGAUGUUAACAGAGAUGUUCACGUGAAGAGCAGCAAGCAGAAUUUGGCCCUGAGUGUGGGAGUUCAUUGCUCAGCACAUUGCUUUACCACGGGCACAACUCCUGGCAGAGCUCCAGCCACCCCGGGGUGAACUUGUUCCAGGAUUGCCCUUCUUCCAAGGGCACUUGCUUUUACAGCAUGGAUUUAUGGACACUGGGAAAUCAGGCUCUGUGUGCUGCGUGUUUCUAUUUUCUGAGUUUUUCCAAGGCUUGGUUUUCAAUCUGUAGCUGAGGUUCUCAGUGAAUUUAUGUAUGUAUGUAUUUAUGUGUACACAAUUAUGGAUUUGUGUGUACACAGUUAUGUAUUUGUGUUGUACACAGUACAACAUGGUUUUUCUCCAUGGAACAAAUGCAAAAUGACCCAGGAUGUAGCUCACAACACAGCUCUUUGUACAAAAAUUCCUAUUUUUUAAUUCUGGUGUGAGUGGAAAUACUUUUUUUUCCCCCAGUUCUUGAAAUAUUUCUGGUUUGAUUGGGCAGUGGAAGAAUUGGAAUGUGCUUGGAACAAACCCUUGAGUGGGAAUGGAGGGGAGGCCCAAUUCUGCUCCCUUGAAGCCAAUGUUGAGACACCACAUUAUGAUCAGUUUUAGUCAACAGACUUGAAUGAAGAGCAAAAUCUGAUCUCAGAAAAUUACAACAUCGAUUAAGUGGAUUCAAGUAUUUUAAGACAAGUACUCCAUGGGACUGUUUCAGAAUAAAAUGAGUAAUGGUACAGGGAAAAUGGGUUUGCCAUAAAUUCUGUGAUUCUCUGAUUGACCCCACUCACAAAUUAACAAAACAAUCUUUAAGGCUUUUGAUUUUAAAGACAAAUUUGUUUAGCUCCAAUGUCAUCAGUGACCAACUAGCCAAGAAGAUUACUAAUGUAACAACUGUAAGUUAUUUGGAAAUACUUUAUUAGUAUUAUCUUUUUUCUUUGAGAGCAAGAAUAUGGAGGUCCCCUCCAUCCCAGGGCUUUCUGUGUGUCUGUGAUUGGCAGGCUCUGACAACUGUGUUUCCUACAAUUCCUUUAAAAUGUCUUUUCCUUGAUCCUUAGGGUUUCCCAGUUGUAAAAUUCUGUCCUUAUCACAGUUUUGUUCAGGUUGUUGGGGCAGUUUGGCACAUUUCUGUAGACUGUGCUCAGAGAGCAAAGCACAGAGUUCCCCAGGAGGCUGCUGGGGUGACACCUGUAGGUUAUUUUUGAUCCCUGUGGAAGCAUUAGGAAACACCUCCCCGUGGUGGCAUUGCCUCUGCUAAAUUGGUCAGUAUUGUGCUGUUAUCAGGAUGGUGUCAGAUGGAUAAUUUUUGUGAGAAAAUGAGAGGAAAAGGCUCAAAGAGCAGAGCUGUAGGAAGGCUCUGUCCCACAUUUGUGCUGGGUGGUCUCUGGAGGGUGGGUGGUGCAUCAAUCCUGAUAUUUUUGAAGGUUAAGGAUGUUGAUCUGGAGUGUGGGGUUAUUUUUAGCAAUUAUUUAGAGGUGUGGACAUGCAAGACUCAGCUGUUGGGUGCCUUAAAAAGAACAGAUACUAACAGAGGGCAGAGCAAAUAUAAAAUAUUCACAACCGAGUCCUGUGUCCUAUCCUGAAUCUUUAAUGUCCAUUUACUUUUCCUAAUUUCUUUAUUUUUCCGCUAGAAUUUUCUAAAUCUCUCAAGAAUAUCCUGUAUAUUCUGUGAAUCCUGAAGAGAUAUUUCAGGUUAGCCGAGGAGUGACUCUCUCUGUACUUGGGGAUUCCAACCAAUGCCACUGCCUGUGGAGGAAUAUCCUGCCCAUGGCACGUGGCACAGCAAUUUGGCUUGUCCUUGGAGCAUGGUGCCAGGGAGGGAGGUUCUCUGCACUGAUCAGGUUCUGCAGUAGGGCGUGAAUGAUUCCAAGCAGGAAUUCCUGAAUUGUGAUAAAUCACUUUUGGAAUGGCAAAGACUUCAUUUGUGCUGCUGCCUCUGGUGGCACUGCCAUCCCUGCUGGUGGUGGUGGCACCCAGCACCAUUCCUGAGGAGGGACUCCUGUGACAGUAACUCUAAAAACCAAAAAACCAAAAAAAAAAGCUGAAGAAAAAUUUGGGACUUUUUAUCCUACAGGGACCUUAUCUGAAGUUAAUGACAUUCCCCAAAUGUUACAGCGGCAUUAAUAUACUGCUUAUGGGGGUUGUAUGCAUUUUUUUCUUGCUUUUUUUGCUUUUCCACAGACAGUAGGUGGAUUACACCCUAAAGAAUUACAGGAAUGUAUUUUUUGGUCAUUUUUUCAGGCUGUACUUGUUUAAGACUAAGUCAGUCCCAACAGUAACUGUCCUAAACUGAGUUUUAUAGGAAGAUACAUAAACCUUUGGGUUUGUACUUGGUCUCUAAAUUAUUUUAUGUGUUUAAAUAUAAAUGUCCAUUAUCUGAAUAACCCUUGAACCAGAGUCCAUCUUUGAACUUUGGAGGCUUUUGCUUUGCAAAUGAAAGUUAAUUAAUGUUGGGUUAAUUAAUGUUUGGGUUUGUGCGGGUUUUUUUGUUCUGUGAUUGUUGAGUUUGAUUUUAUCACUGGUACAACCAGAGAGAGGGAAACAUUGCAGUGUGAAAAUUCUCUUGAUAGGACUUUCAUUCUUGUGCUUCUUUUCUUUGGAGAGUGAGGGAACUGUGCUCCAAAGGGAGUAGGAAUUGCCACUCAGAGCUGAAAUGUCUCCACUCUGCUGUGUCCUGGGAGUGCCCAGCACGGUCUGACUCAAAGGGAGGUGCCAGAAAUCCCCAUUACUGAGAUUUCAGGGUUGGAUGGGACCAGCCAAGCUGCUCCACCUGAGAGAUCCAGUCCUUGAGUCCUGCACCACUGGAGCCACCAUCCCCAUGCGCCUAGGAGCACUGAGAAAAUCCAUGUUGUGCUGCUUUGGUAAAAAAUGAGCUUUACAAAAAUUAGGCAUUGGUAAUGGAUGCUGCUCAGUUUAGCUUGUCUGUCUUUUUUAGGGAACACAUCCAGGUUUCUCUGGUGCUAUUAAACUGCCAUGCAAGGGCAGGACUGAUCAGUUGUCCCCAGAGCACUGCUGGAAUAAAUCUCUACCUAAAUGUAUUCUUAAUAAUCAGAGAGACAUUUCCUGUGGCAUCACUUCUGUUAUGUUUUCUUGCAGUGACCCAAAAACCUGGCUGCUUUGGAAAGCGGAUAGUAUUGGCAAGCAAAGAAAUAUGGCAAGUAAAAAGUCUUUUUUAGAUCCAGUUGAUGUCAGUGUUUUCUUCAAAAAAAAAGGGCAAGUCCUAGCCCUGAGGGGCCCUGAGGAGGAGUCAAGGCACUGAUUAAGGCAGAGAGUAAUUGUUCAGUCCGUGCUUAAUUGUCCCCUUCAGGUUUAAACCAGUGAAGAAUUGUGGUUGGAUGUAAUUUAUGUAGAUAAAUACAUAUAUAUGUAUUCCUGCUAGCAGUGGGGGCUGUGACACUGCAGCCAGGGAGGCUGAUGGAAGGAAUGGCAAUGGCUAAGCUGUGACAAGUGGGAAUUUUGCCAAGGCUGACAGUGAGAACGGCACCUGAAAGUCAAGUGCCUCUCUCUGGCUUCCAGACAGCCAAUAACUACAUGAAAUCCUUGUUGCAAACCCUUGUUUUAGAGCAGGUAACAAAUAGCUCCCAGACCCUGUUUUUCCUGCCUUUAGCCCCAGCUCUCACCAGCCUGCAGGUCGCUGGCAUUCCCAGAAUUGCUUUUUUUACCUGUCUGCAUGCACAGAUCCUCCUUGGGCUGAGGACACACACACCCUGAGCCCUCUGUUUGUGCCUGGAGUGGAGACCAAGUGAAAACACAGUUCUCUCUGUUGGGUUUUUCUGUAGAGUGGUGUUUUGCACCUCGAGACUUCCCUCUGCCCCGCCUGGAGUGCCCUCAGCUUGCUGGCAGCCUGGCCAGGUUGGCCGUGGUGGUGUCACAGGCCUUUGCCAACCAGAUCUGUGCAAGCCUUCAGAGCACAAAGCCCUGAUAAGAAGGAUCCCUAACAGGUAUGCAUCAGGGAGAAGGAGGAGAUGCUCCUAAAAUUAGUUGCUGUCAGCUCCAAGCAGGAGCGAGCGCCUCGUGUGUCACGGAAACGCUGAGUAUGUGCUGUAUAAACUGUGUGUAAAUCUGAGUAUGUACCUAUAAUUACACUAGUGAAGUGUAAAAUCCAAUCUCUGCAAACUUGUGGGAGAUUCAGGAAUGUGGCUUGCUUUGGACUGUAAUUAAAAAUAUGGGCAUUUGGGUUAAAAAUAGCUCCUUUCCGACCUACAUUCCCGAUGUAGGUCAGUGGAGGCAUUUUUCAGACAUAUUAGCAUUUUGGACACUUAAUCUUAGCAGCAUAUUGCAUCUCCUAGAAUAGGUUAGGAGAGGCAAGGCAGGAGGAAUUGCUGCAUCUCGAGUCACCCAGAGAGGUUGCCAAGUUUCUCAGGCACCAGAGAGGCAGAAUAAUGAGGAUUAUAUUUAAUUCGGGCUGGAGAGACAACCGUGGGGUGUUGAGCAGAGGCAGCUCAGAUCAUCUUGGCUCUGUGGGGGAGGGAGAAUUUAUAACUCUAGCUGGCUCCAAAGCAAGCUCUGUGUGCAUUUGCUAUGUGUAUAUAUAUUUUUAUAUAUGUAUAUACAAAUCUGGAUGUGUAUAUAACACCCUGUGUAUAUAUGUAUGUAUGUAUGUAUAUGUCUCCAGUGUACAAAAUGUGUAUCUAUAGAAAUGUAUACAUUUAUAUGAAUUUCUAUUUCUCUAUAUAAAUAGUCAUGCAACUAGGGGAAAUCACAUUUCCACGGCGUGUCCUUUUCUGUAACACCCCCCCAAAAAAGAAGCUGCUUCCAUUAAUGUCACAUUGGCACAAAUGACUUAAAUUUUCUUUUCUGUUUUGAAAGGAGUGGUGCUUAGUGGCUGAGCACAAGCCUGGAAGGUUUUUACUCUUCCAGAGGACUUCCAGUAAAUCAUGAGCUGCUCCAGAGCUGUUCCGCAUUUGUGAAAUAAAGUGGUGGCCAAAAUGACUCAGGGCUGGUUUUACAGGCAAAGGAAAAGGGUUGUUGAGUGUGCAUUGGAAACCUCUGCUAUGCUCUCAGAGUUCUGAUGGUGAAAUAUCUGCGCUGCUAAUUACUUUGGUUGCUGUUAAUUUCCCAGCAAUUGGCUUGAACAGGGGGAAAAAAAAUUUUCCUGCUCUGAAGUAAGUUAUCUGAAGUCUGAUUAUGUUGCCUCAGUGAUGUAUGGAUUUCCAUUUAGGGUCAGGAUGUUGGGCUGUAAGUCAAGAAUCUGAGCUCAGUGAACAUCUAGUUUGGGAUGUGUCUUUUCUGUUCUAAUUGAUUUUAAAUAAUUUCAAUUCAUCAUCAGAGCAAGCUAUACCUUAAUUCAUGAUAAGCUCAAACAAUUUCUCAUUCAUAUCAGGGUGAAUUUUGCACUUGGCUUCGGUGGGGUCGAACGAGGUCGGAGCGUUUCAUUCAGCACUGGCAUAAAAACAAUCUUGUACUUGUGCAACUAUUAAUUCAAAUUGUAAUUUUGUAAUAAAAGCAGCCUAAAAAUGA